GCGGCGAAGGAGAAAUUCCCCUCCCCAACCAACAGGAGGCGCCGAGGGGCCAUAGCCUCAACGUACUCCCAGCUCGCGUUCUCGGAGGCGCUCCUUUUUUACGUCACUUCCUUCGCCGGUUUCUUGCGGCCCCACCUCUUCACCCGUCGCUGGUUGAUGACGCUCCAGAGCGCCCGGUUGUCUUCACAGUCUGGUGCAGCAACAUCCGAGGAAGAAAAUAUCCAGACAGUGCCUCACCUCUUUCCUUACGAACCCACACUGUGGCAGCCUCAUUAAUGCAGAUGGCCAUGCUGAAGUGUGGACAGAUUGGAAUGAUAUGUCCAAGUUUUUCCAGUAUGGAUGGAGAUGUACCACUAAUGAAGAUGCCUAUUCAAACCGUACCCUCAUGGGCAACUGGAACCAGGAAAGAUAUGACCUAAAGAAUAUCGUGCAGCCCAAACCCUUGCCUUCCCAGUUUGGACACUAUUUUGAAACGACAUAUGAUACAAGCUACAACAACAAAAUACCACUUUCAACCCAUAGGUAUAAGCGAGAGCCUCACUGGUUCCCAGGACAUCAACCUGAGCUGGUUCCUCCUCCAUACAAAUGCAAAGAAAAGUCAACUUACAUGAGUAGCUAUUCAGAGCCUCAAAUUGAGCAUCACUCUGUUUGUGUGUGGAAUCCUAAUAACUGCCAAUUUCAGAAUCCAUGAUUCUAAGAAAGAAUAAGAAGUUUCAUUUUUCUAGCGUAGAAUGUAGGAAGGAGCACAUUCGAAGAACAACUAAGAAUUUAGCUGACUGUAGCACAAUUUCACUCUCUGAAUAAAUAAAGCACAAAAAAAUAUUCUCUAU
Molecule: messenger RNA, 830 nt
Organism: Mesoplodon densirostris (Blainville's beaked whale)
Lineage: Eukaryota; Metazoa; Chordata; Mammalia; Artiodactyla; Ziphiidae
Gene: CFAP68
Product: cilia and flagella associated protein 68
Exons: 4
Coding region: 317-691 (124 amino acids)
Cellular component (GO): nucleus
Source: RefSeq, a predicted model, not a curated record